Clarias gariepinus (North African catfish) is the source of this 2306-nucleotide messenger RNA. It is a transcript of the gene rab42a, whose product is annotated as RAB42, member RAS oncogene family a. Lineage: Eukaryota; Metazoa; Chordata; Actinopteri; Siluriformes; Clariidae. Gene Ontology annotation, molecular function: GTP binding; GTPase activity. The transcript has 2 exons. Gene Ontology annotation, biological process: Rab protein signal transduction. Gene Ontology annotation, cellular component: Golgi membrane. The record is from RefSeq and is a predicted model, not a curated record. The coding region runs from base 149 to 790 and encodes 213 amino acids.
CGCGCACCACCGCUCGUCUUGGCCUCGCCGUGAGGAUCGCUCGCGCCGCGUCUCCCCUUCCGUGCGCUUUUCUUUUCUUCUUUUCGUUUUUCUCGUUCCCGGAACCAUUCGAACCCCCGCACGCGCGUUCCUCCCAGCUCGCCAUGCGAUGGAUAUUCUCUGGCAAUACCAGUUCAGGAUUAUUCUGCUCGGCGACUCCACGGUCGGCAAAUCGUCUCUGCUUAAACGCUUCACGGACGGCGUGUACAGCGACGUGGCGGACCCGACGGUCGGGGUAGAUUUCUAUGCACGCGCGCUCGAUAUAGAACCGGGGGUGAAGAUUAAACUGCAGCUCUGGGACACCGCCGGGCAGGAAAGAUUCAGGUCCAUUACAACUUCCUACUACCGCAACUCAGUUGGUGGGCUCCUGGUGUUCGACCUGACCAAUCGUAAGAGCUUCGAACACGUGCGGGAAUGGCACCGUGAAGUCACUGAGCACAUUAUGCCCCACCACAUGGUCUACAUCUUGAUCGGCCACAAGAGUGACCUAAUCCGGGAGCGCAAAGUACGCCGUGAUGAGGCUGAGCAGCUGGCGGCUGAGUUGGGUUUGCGCUAUGUGGAGACGUCAGCCAAGUCCAACAGCAAUGUAGAGCGUGCCUUUGAGCUGCUGGCACGUGACAUCUAUGAGCUCAUGAAGAUGGGUGAGAUCUCGGCACGUGACGGCUGGGACGGCGUCAAAAGCGGCCUCACAGCUAAAGUCCUCUACCCGGCUGAGGAAGAGGCAGCGAGAGAGAAGAGCUGCAACUGCUGACUUCACCUUUAACCUCUCACUUGUGUGUCAGUCAGUUGUCCUUGCUGAGUUCACGCUUUCACUUCCUGUCUUGCAAGUCAAGCUCAGUGCUUGUCCCUGCAUUUGUUUCGUCUGUACCCAUCUUUAGACAUGUCGGUCUAUGAAGAAGCGCUGAUAGAAAAAAAAUGGCCUUCUUCCUUUUGGAUAGGCUUCAUGUUGGAUUAUUAUACGCUUGGAUGGACAGAACAAGGUUCUAAGCAAGAGCAGUAAGAGCAGAAAAGCACUUGGAGACAUCACUGGUUGAAGGAGGUGGCAGCGGACUUCUCUUUUCCCCUGUAUUAUUGUAGUUUUUGUCAGACAGGGUUAAAUCACUGAAGAGGAAUGUAGUGUACCUUCUCUUUGCGGAAUGACGUACGCUACCUGCGUCACCUAUUCAACCAAUGUUAUACUUUUACUUUUUCAUUUGAUGCAAACAAUUUCACAUAUUUUCACAUGAACUCACAAAUGCUAAACAAGAUCCACAUGAACAUGGUACAGUAGGUUAUGUAAUUUGUUUAAUCAUGCGGUUAUUAUGUAAAUGAAUCAUGCAAAAUCAGCUGUGGGAAAACAGUUAAACUGAGUGUCAAUUCUGGGAAAACAGAGUAGGCUGAGAGACUGAAACUCCCAGGUGGUGUCUCGGUCUGUAUGCUACUACGUCUGUCAUUAUUAGUAGCUGAAAUGUUAGCAAGUCCAUGUGCCAAAAUUCUGGCACUGUAUCAUCAUGUAGACUUUACUUGGUUAUCUAACUUAUCAUCAAACUGAAAUCAUCCCUUACUCUUAAAUCUAGUGUCUAACGCAAAAAGAGAAGAAAAUCUGAGUGCCAAUAUACAUGGCAAUAUACACUUACGGCAUGAACAUUACUGUACCCUGUCAGAAAAGCCACUUCUACAAGCUUCUUCUUAGUGCAUCAGUAAGCAGAAAGUGAAUACACAGCCACAUUCAGCUCUAGAAGUGCCAAACUCUUAACAAUAUAAGGGGAGUUAUUUAUUUUUCUUUCAUUAUAAUAAUUUUUUAUUCAUAGUGUAUGAAAUCCUGCUCUACGUUAGUAUGGAUUAUAGAUAUAUCUAUACUGUAUGUGUCUAUUAAGGUCUUUCAUCUAGGGCAUUUUGAUUGUCUGGUAUUAGUAGUAAUUAUAAUUAUACUUGAGUUAUAAAUCAUGGUUCUACUUGUCUGAGAGUUAGUAUACUGUAUAAUCACAUACAGUAGGAGGUAAAUCUUAGCUUUAAGGUUUUAGCUUGAUCACUAACACUGCAGUUAAUAUGAAACCCAACUGAAUAAAACUCACUUUUAAAAACUCACUGUUAAUUCAUUAAAUACAGUUACAUGCCUUUUCGAUUCCUCUACAAGGAAAUUCAGAUGCAAGCUAGAAAGUUAGCAAACUAGCUAGUGAUGUUAACUAGCCUAAUAGGGUAGCUAACUCAAUACAGGAUAAAUCCUUUUUUAAAUUUUUUAUUGUAUUAUUAUUAUUUGUUAUUUUAUUAUUAUUAUUAUUGUUAUU